GAGACCACGUGGCCUGCACCUCCUCGCCGUGAUCCUCCCUCCGCAUGGCUUCGGUCUCCUCCGCGGCCUUCUCGGGCCGCGGGGCCCGGCCCCUGCUGCAGUUCUUGCGGCUGGUGGGGCGGCUCAAGAGAGUCCCACGGACUGGCUGGGUAUACAGAAAUGUGGAGAAGCCAGAGAGCGUAUCAGAUCACAUGUACCGGAUGGCAGUUAUGGCCAUGGUGACUCAAGAUGACCAUCUUAAUAAAGACCGAUGUAUCCGCCUAGCCCUGGUUCACGAUAUGGCAGAGUGCAUCGUUGGGGACAUAGCACCAGCAGAUAACAUCCCUAAAGAAGAAAAACAUAGGCGAGAAGAGGAAGCCAUGAAGCAGAUAACCCAGCUCCUGCCAGAGGACUUCAGAAAGGAGCUCUUCGAACUUUGGGAAGAGUAUGAGACCCAAGCCAGCGCAGAAGCUAAAUUUGUGAAGCAGCUGGACCAGUGUGAGAUGAUUCUUCAGGCAUCUGAAUAUGAAGAUCUGGAGAACAAACCCGGGAGACUGCAAGACUUCUACGAUUCCACAGCAGGAAAAUUCACUCACCCUGAGAUUGUCCAACUUGUUUCUGAACUUGAGGCCGAAAGAAACGCGAACAUAGCUGCAGCUGACAGUGAGCUGCCCCCCUAAGAUGCUCUCCACAUGGCCGCCCUCCUGAGACAGACUUGUAGUUUUCCAUUUCAUGGGAUUGUGUUUUGCCAGUGCUGCUCUGUUGAUUUCCUCCAUUGCAAGCCCGAAUAUUUUCAGUUGUCUGGACAUCAGCAAGAAAUGUGAUGUGAUUUGGGCACUCAAAGUAGCCUCAGAAGAGAAAGUGGACAUGAAAACACCCUGCCUGCCUGAAGACUGGAUGGACAGUGCUGUUUUAAUGGACUAAAUAAAUAAUAAACACCUAAAACUUC
Messenger RNA from Lepus europaeus (European hare), 928 nucleotides. RefSeq names its product HD domain containing 2 (gene HDDC2). The coding region runs from base 45 to 659 and encodes 204 amino acids. Gene Ontology annotation, cellular component: cytoplasm. Gene Ontology annotation, molecular function: 5'-deoxynucleotidase activity. Lineage: Eukaryota; Metazoa; Chordata; Mammalia; Lagomorpha; Leporidae. The record is from RefSeq and is a predicted model, not a curated record. The transcript is spliced from 6 exons.